Molecule: messenger RNA, 423 nt
Organism: Orycteropus afer afer
Lineage: Eukaryota; Metazoa; Chordata; Mammalia; Tubulidentata; Orycteropodidae
Gene: LY6G6D
Product: lymphocyte antigen 6 family member G6D
Exons: 3
Coding region: 1-423 (140 amino acids)
Biological process (GO): acetylcholine receptor signaling pathway
Cellular component (GO): external side of plasma membrane
Molecular function (GO): acetylcholine receptor inhibitor activity
Source: RefSeq, a predicted model, not a curated record
AUGAACCCCCAACUAGUAGGGAUCCUGCUGGGCGCCCUGCUGGGGGCUUCCUUGGGAAACCGAAUGAAAUGCUUUGACUGCGGAGGCCCUGGAAGCUCCUGCAAAGACACUGUGACCACCUGUGGCGAGGGCGAACGCUGUGGCUUCCUGGAACGCAGACCUCACUCAGGCUCUGGACAGAUGAAACUUUCUACCAACUCCUCAGUGACCGUGAUUCAUCAUCGUCCAGCCUGUGUGGCCGUCCAACAUUGCAAUCAAGUAGAAACAGAGCUGGUAGGAGACGUGACUUACACAACCCACAGGGACUGCUGCGUCGGAGACCUAUGCAACAGCGCCACGGCAAGCACCGUGGUCCCGGCAUCCAUCUUGGCUACAGCAGUCACUGCCCUGGCCUUGCUCUUGCCUGGACUGUGGAGAGCGUAG